Messenger RNA from Chelonus insularis, 2246 nucleotides. RefSeq lists its product as uncharacterized. Gene Ontology annotation, molecular function: metallopeptidase activity. The record is from RefSeq and is a predicted model, not a curated record. The transcript has 14 exons. Lineage: Eukaryota; Metazoa; Arthropoda; Insecta; Hymenoptera; Braconidae. Bases 51 to 2165 code for a protein of 704 amino acids.
CUUUUUUUUAUUUUCUUUCAAGUGUUCUUUUAUAAAAAAUAAUAAUAGUGAUGUAUUCAAAAAGUUUGCUUUUUGUGAAUUUUGUAAAUAUCGUAUUGUUGUUGAUUAAUUGUACUGAAGCUGAGGUCUUAGAAGGAUUUAAUAUCAAGAUAUUUGAUCAUGGUGAAAGUGUCAAUGUCACUUUAAAAAAGGUAUAUAAUUCUUACUUAGCAAAUGAAAAUUUGCCAGUAUGGACAAUGGAAGAAAAUGAAGUCCUGCCUUACGAAGAAUUAAAAAUAAUGUCAAAAUUAGGAACCUUAGUACCAUAUUUCAAUUAUGAGAAAAAAGCAGCCUUUAUCUAUUCAUCAAACUGUAAUUGUCUGAAUGGAGUAAUUGGUAUACGAUAUGUCAUUAAAAAAUUCCCUAUGCAUUUACUAUUUCACACUCAAAUCAUUGGUGAAUCUGAGUUCAUCAUGCGUAGAAAUAUAACAUUAAGUAAACGAUCAAAUUCGACCAGAAAAAUUAUACCACGAACAGCAGAAGAAUUAAAAAUUAAUGAGAGAGCUGUUAAUAAAACACUUUAUCCAGAGAUUUUAAUAGUUAUAAAAAAUGAUUUUUACUCAAAUUUGAAGUCUACUAACAUUAGUAAUGAAGAAAUGAUACUUUAUGUAAUAAGUCUGAUGAAUGCUGCGGAUAUGUUAUAUUCACCGGGAGAGACUCUCAAAGUGAAGUUAAAUAUUGCAGGAAUUAUCAUUGAAAGUAAAAAAAAUCUUCUACCUGCUGUAGAAGGUUAUAGUGACAAAGAAUAUUUAUCAGUCGAAUCACUAGUCCAUGGAGUAGUAAAUUCUAAGUAUUCUUAUUUCGAAAAAUCUAAAUUAAACCCAAGUAUGUCAUAUGAUUGGAUAUUUUUUUUAACAAGUAAAAAAUUGUCUUAUUCAGAUCAUCAUAAUUUAACGAGAAUGUCAAGUUAUCCGAAAAGAGGAAUUGUUAAAUCAAGACAGGACGGAUGUGGCAGUUAUAAUAUGCCGAUAUCAAUAAUUACUGAUGACUAUAAAUUUAAUUCUUACCCAACAAUUGGUCAUGAAAUUUUUCAUUUAAUAAUUCAUGGAAGUCAUAAGGAAGUAGAAAAUGGUAUCUGUCAUCCUGGAUUCCUUGAUGCAUAUGAUGCUCCAGAUUUGGAAAAAUUUCAAUGGUCUGAUGAUUGUUGUUUAUUAACAAAUAAACCACAAUCUUUGGAUUUCCGACGACCACCAAUGGAUUUAAAAUAUCAAUGUCAAUGUUAUGGUUACGAAAAAAAUUACUUCCUAAAACCCACUGAAUGUACUGAUAUGUUAAUUUGUGAAGAUGCAAAGAAAAAUGAACGAAGUGUUCCAAGAAUUGUUGAUGAUGAAUUUUGCAGAGAGAAAUGGGAAAGAAAAAGAGCAGAAUCACUGACAUCACUGUAUAUUGGUACUUCAACUGUUUCGACUACGACUAAACAAUUUAUUCCUCCAUUGACACCGCAGAAAGAAUGUUCAUGGAUAACAGAGAAUGAACUUUGGAACUUGAUGUUCGUUUUUCCAAAAGACAAUGAGGAAACUGAUGACGAUGGAUUAGUGUGCUUAGCAAUAAUAUUAGAUGGAAACUAUGACAGUAAGUUGGCUUUUACAGCGAAGUCUUGUGUGAAAAACCAAAUCAAACUUAGAAAUCAUCGAAUACUAAAGGAAGAUAAAUAUAUCUUUGCUGAAUCUCAAUCAGAUGCUGACUUUUCAGUAACUGAAGAAUUCAUUGAUGAUUUUGAUACUGAUACAGCAUCUUUAAGUUUAACGGAUGGUAUUUCUGAAGAGUUUACCAAGUUAUCUAGUCUAAUGGCUUCCCCAGAAAUAAUACCAAUGGUUAUCAGAGAAUGUCGUUUAAUUAAUGUUACAAAAAUGCCUAAUCCCAUCAAACCAUUUAUAAUUACAUACAUCCCUAUGGAUAUAUCAAUACAACGUGAAGAAGGAUCUACUUUUAAUUAUAUAAUAAAAAGUGCAAAUCCAGUAGAUAAAUCUGAACUAUGGGGAUUGAAGGGUAAUCCUUUAUUUUGUAGAUUUUCAUCUAGGAAAACCCAAUUAGUUGGUAUAUUAGUAAAUGAUGACUAUGACAAACAUUUGCGGUUUGUAAAUAUAGCAGAUUAUAAAGAAACUCUACAAUAUAAAAUGAAUUAAUUUGUUUCAACUGAAUGAAUGAAUUUAUUAGACCAAUGUUAAAAGUAUAAAAUAUUGUUUGUAAAAAAAAUGUUAUUUAGU